This is a messenger RNA of Plasmodium vinckei vinckei, 2280 nucleotides long. Its product is annotated as protein transport protein SEC23, putative. Gene Ontology annotation, molecular function: zinc ion binding; GTPase activator activity. Gene Ontology annotation, cellular component: COPII vesicle coat; endoplasmic reticulum exit site. The transcript has 2 exons. Gene Ontology annotation, biological process: COPII-coated vesicle cargo loading; intracellular protein transport; endoplasmic reticulum to Golgi vesicle-mediated transport. NCBI's taxonomy places the organism in Eukaryota, Apicomplexa, Aconoidasida, Haemosporida, Plasmodiidae. The record is from RefSeq and is a predicted model, not a curated record. Bases 1 to 2280 code for a protein of 759 amino acids.
AUGGAUAUUCAUCUUCAAGAGAAUCAAACAGGGAUAAGAUUCAGUUGGAAUCUUUGGCCGCCUACAAAAAAUGAAGCAAGCAAAAUUGAAAUACCAUUAGGAUGUUUAUAUACAGUUUUAAAACGAUCCGAUGAAAAUAGUGUAAAGUUAGUUGAGUAUGAACCAUUAAAAUGUAAAACAAGUAAUUGUAUUUUAAAUCCUUACUGUAAUAUUGAUUUUAGAAAUAAAACAUGGACUUGUCCGUUUUCGAAUAUAAAAAAUCCAUUUCCUCCUCAUUAUGCUCAACAUAUAUCUGAAAAGAAUUUACCGGCAGAUGUGAUGUACUCUAAUAUCGAAUACAUUCAGCCAUCAAACGUGGGAGACAUUCCUCCUCCAACAUUUUUGUUUGUGAUAGAUACCUGUUUAUUAGAAGAAGAAUUAGAACAACUUAAAGAUUCGAUACAACAAUGUAUAAGUUUAAUGCCAAAUGAUGCAUAUAUAGGAAUAAUUACUUUUGGCUACUUAUGUUAUGUACAUGAAAUAGGUUUUACUGAUUGUUUAAAAUCAUAUGUAUUUAAAGGGACAAAAGAUAUAAGUGCACAAGAUUUACAAAAACAAUUAAAUUUAGGAAGCCGUAAUGAUCCACGAAGUUCAACUACAUCUGCAUCAGCUCGUAGAUUUUUACAACCAGUAAGUGAAUGUGAAUAUAAUAUAAAUAUGUUAUUAGAAGAUAUUUCAAAAGAUAGUUGGCCAACACCACCAGAUCAAAGAGCAAAAAGGUGCACUGGAACUGCAUUAAGUGUCGCUAUUAGUUUAUUAGAAUGUUGUUGUAAUCAAUUAAGUGGUCGAAUUAUGAUGUUUAUUGGAGGUGCUGAUACAACAUCUCCUGGAAAAAUAGUUGAUACUCCUCUUAGUGAAUCUUUAAGACAUCAUUUAGAUUUACAAAAAGAUAAUAGUAAUGCUAGACAUGUAAAAAAAGCAUUAAAAUAUUAUGUAUCGUUAGCAAAUAGAGCAGUUAUGUCAGGACAUGCUAUAGAUAUAUUUGCAUGUUCAUUAGAUCAAAUUGGUUUAUAUGAAAUGAAAGUAUGUUGUGAAAAAACAAAUGGAUUUAUGGUAAUGGCUGAUUCUUUUUCUAUGAAUGUGUUUAAAGAUUCUUUUAAAAAAAUUUUUGAAACAGAUUCAACAGGUUAUAUAAAACAUGGAUAUAAUGCAAAAUUAACUAUUAUAUGUUCUAAAGAAUUUAAAAUAUGUGGUGCUAUUGGUGGAUGUUCUAGUAAUAAAAAACCAGCUCCAUAUGUUUCAGAUACAUGUGUAGGAGAAGGUGGUACUUGUGAAUGGACAAUUUGUGCUUUAGAUAAAAAUUCAACAAUUGCAUUUUAUUUUGAUAUAGUUAAUCAAAAUGUUUCUUCAUUACCACAUGAUAGACAAGCAUAUUUACAAUUUCAAACACUUUAUCAACAUCCUAGUGGUCGAAGAAGAUUGAGAGUUACUACUAUUUCUUAUAGAUUUGCUGAACCAAGUAUUGCCGAAAUAUCUCAAGGAUUUGAUCAAGAAACUGCAGCUGUUUUAAUGGCUAGAUUUGCUGUAUUUAAAGCUGAAACUGAUGAACCUAUAGAUGUUUUGAGAUGGCUAGAUAGAAAAUUAAUUAGACUUGUUAGUACUUUUGCAGAUUAUCAAAAAGAUGAUAUAAAUUCUUUCCAUUUAUCAUCUGAAUUUUCUAUAUAUCCUCAAUUUAUGUAUCAUUUAAGACGGUCUCAUUUUUUACAAACUUUUAAUGCAAGUCCAGAUGAAACUGCAUAUUAUCGUUCUAUUUUAUUAAGAGAGAAUGUCAUGAAUUCCUUAAUUAUGAUUCAACCAGCUUUAUUACAAUAUUCAUUUGAUUCCCAAACACCAAUACCUGUCCUAUUAGAUGCACAAUCAUUAAAAUCAAAUGUUAUUUUAUUAUUAGAUUCAUAUUUCCAUAUUGUUGUUUGGUAUGGUGAAAUGAUUUAUCAAUGGAGAGAACAAGGGUUUCAUGAAAAACCAGAAUAUGCACAUUUUAAAGAACUUUUAAAUGCACCUCAUGAGGAUGCUAAAUCUAUAUUAGAUGACAGAUUCCCUAUUCCUAAAUUUGUUUUGUGUAAUAGUGGAGGAAGCCAAAGUCGAUUUUUAUUAGCCAAGGUGAAUCCAUCUACUACUCACAAUACACUUAGUGGAAGUACAUUCGGAACUUCUACAAAUGAAUCAUAUAUAAUUAAUACAGACGAUGUUUCUUUGAAAAUAUUUAUGGACCAUUUGAUCAAGUUGGCAGUUCAGACAUAG